GUGCUGCAGUCCCCUACCUCGUGUUUGCUCUUUGCUUCUCUUUCUCCUCCUCCUUAGUCCUUGGUCUCCACUUCUCGGUGGGUGCUCUGUGCAGUGGAGCUUCCAUUCCUUUGACACUUCUCCACUUCCGCAGUGUCCCCGCAGCCAUGGCUGGAACCAUGUCCGCUCUGGCCAAUUGUGGAUUGAUGCGCGCCCCCGUGCACCACAGCAUCACCUCGUCCACAACCUGCGACACCACUGCCUCCGCCUCCACCCGCAUCGCCCUCCCUCCCGUCCAUUGCUCUCGUGUGUGUAUCUUUUUACAAGAGAGAAUAUAGCCAGAUAAUUCAUUAGUGGUUUCAACUAGGAUGUCUGCUGCUCACGGGUAGCGCAACUAAGUGCUUGAAGAAUCCCACUAUGCUGCGAGAGGCCAAGUCAUCCAAAAUUUGUCGUAAUCCUUGAUGUGGGAAGGUAGGGACUCGAAGGAGGUGGUGUCGACAGCUGAGGCAUUUAAAAAUGCCGCUUGCGGACUUCUUUUAUCUUUCUCCUUAGCAACUGCAUCACCAUCGUUCGCUGCUCAAAAUAGCCAGAUGAGAUUGCCACCACUGUCCACUGACCCGAAUCGAUGUGAAAGAGCCUUCACAGGGAAUACCAUUGGUCAAGCAAACGGUGUUGCCGACAAGGUUCUCGAUCUCCGCAUGUGCGAUUUCUCCAAUGAUAAAACAAACUUAAAGGGCAAGACAUUAUCAGCCGCUCUCAUGUCAGAAGCCAAAUUCGAUGGUGCUGACUUGACUGAAGUAAUCAUGUCGAAGGCAUACGCAGUUGGAGCGAGCUUCAAGGGUUCCGUUUUCACGAAUGCAGUUGUCGACAGGGUUGCAUUCGACAAAUCAGACAUGCAAGGUGUCCAGUUCAUCAACACUGUACUCUCAGGAUCGACCUUUGAAGGGGCUAACCUCGAGGGCGCAUCGUUUGAAAAUGCUCUAAUUGGUUAUGUAGAUAUCCAGAAGUUGUGUAAGAAUCCCACGCUUCCGGAAGAAAGUAGAAUCGAUUUGGCAUGCAAGCCUUGAUUAAUUUGUAGCUGUUUGAAGAGAUGUUCUUGUGACUUACUGUCGACGUGGCAACAUUUUCUGUAAUUGUGUUCGCAAUUUUGCGGCUAACUAAAAAAAACCUUGGACUUCGGUA
This is a messenger RNA of Physcomitrium patens, 1161 nucleotides long. NCBI's taxonomy places the organism in Eukaryota, Viridiplantae, Streptophyta, Bryopsida, Funariales, Funariaceae. The record is from RefSeq and is a predicted model, not a curated record.